Amoebophrya sp. A25 is the source of this 8796-nucleotide messenger RNA. NCBI's taxonomy places the organism in Eukaryota, Dinophyceae, Syndiniales, Amoebophryaceae. The record is from the annotation of a GenBank genome assembly.
GUUAAAAUCUCAAUUUGACUCCGUGGUUCUAAUGACCCAUGUGUUCACGAAAAGACACAGUUCAGACGUCUGAUUUGCUUGUGCUGAAGACGAUUUAUAUUAUUGAACGCUGUAAAUUAUCAGAAAGACUUUAUCUGCUUGGGGAAUGGAGUGUGCUUGAUCCUGUAUCAAUUGUUGGACAAAGUUGAGACGGAUCUUAAUCUUAUAAUAUAUGCUUACUCGGUUCGGUCGUACCAUAAAAGCAAUUUGUUAGUAGGCGGUCAUCAAAAUUUGACCUCCUUAUCACCGGAGCUCAAGAACCUUAGACUAAAUAAUACGGUUCAUCACAGUCAAUGAUCAAAAAUAUGUCUAAGGACAAUUGUCACAUUCGAUGCGAAGGAAAGGCUUCCUGCAAUAUGUGUCGGUGAGGAAGUAGUUGGACAAUCUUGUCGAGGAAUAUGGCCUCGAUUCUUUCUCAUUCACGUUUUUUCAAGCCAUUCUUCCUUCAACACAGGCAGACCUAACGCUAUAAGCUAUGUUCAGUGUAUGACUAUGGCUCGAUCUGACUCGCUGAAGAUCGACUGAUAGAAUUGCGCGACUACUUCUCGCUAGUAUAAUUGUAUCACCUAGUAUAUAAACCCUGCCUCUUUUCCUCAGACGGUCCCUCCGAAAUCAGCUAGCCGUGUCGCUUAAGCAUUGAUGUUAUUGAUUUUCCCUCCACUUCAGAUUUCUCCACAGGACUGUCAGGGCUGAUGGUGCGACAUUUCGCGAAAAAAACCAUAAAAACAGGUAUCUUCUUAGAACCAUACUGCGUUACCACAUAUACCUACGUGUCUCGCAGGCAUGUGCGUCCUGAUAUCUAGAUAUAUUUCUAUUAUUUAUCUCAAUCAAGAACAACGAGGAUCAUGUAGGAUAUUAUAGAGGAUUUCAGAGUCGACGUUUUUCUGGUGGUGGAAAUGUAUGGGAUUAGAAAGGUCUUAGAUGGAAUUCCUCCUCGUAGUUGGAACUCUUAACUUUACGACUGGAAUUGUUCGUAAUUGGAACUCUUAAUUCGAGUCGGAAAGUUAAGAGUUCUGUCCUCUAUUUUGAAACGCUCGUGCGCAUGUGGCAUCCCCCUCACGAGCAGACCGACCCUGCAUACUCAAUUUGGCACGCAAUCAGUAGUCCCUUGCUAGACCCGCGUGGCGGCUCUUUUUAUUCAACUCUUAUCUUGCUUCACGACUGGAAUGGUUCGGAUGAUGAAUAUGUACAAUCUAUCUAGAUCUAUGUUGUAGCUCUUCAAGUUACUCCGCGUCUUCUAGUUUAUUAUCAUAAUCUUACCUAUAAUUUUUCUGAUUAUGAUGCGAUCUCCUUUGAUCAUACCUAUAGACCUUAACUAUACAAUUUUACUAGGUGUUGAUCUGACGAGUGACGAAAUAAUGAAUGACGAAGAUGCUCUGGUCGGGUCUUUGCCGGCAUCGCAAACACAACUGGUGAAGCACGCGACUCAAAUGACCCGAAGAUCGAUAUUUCUUCUCUAAAAAUCACCUCCAAGAACGGAAGGAAGCAACCGUAGGGCUAUACAGUCCGGGCGUCUGGUGUGGCAGCUUUAACAAGUGUUCGUUGUGCAAUUCAUACCUCUCUUCACAUUUCACAUCUCGAGCAGCGACAACGAACCAGCGGCAAGAGCAUAAACAUCUUCAGCAGAAAGAGCAGGAAGAGACUUUCCCAGGUCGGUGCAGCACUUCGACCCGUGUUUGACUUCUGGGUAUCUUUUUUCAUCAUCAAGGAUGUCGCAGCACUACAAUAAUUACGGAGGUGGGGCAAGUAGCCAACAGUAUCAGGGGAAGAGUAUGUACCCAAACAAUACACCGAACGAACAUAUUCCCAACUCUUGAGAGUGGAACGAAAUUCACACCCAGCGAACAUAUUCCCAAAUCUUGAGAGUGGAACGAAAUGCAAAAUGGAACGAAAUGCAAAAUGGAACGAGAUGCAAAAUGGAACGAAAGGGGACGCAAAGUGGAACGAGAUGCAAAAUGGAACGAGAUGCAAAAUGGAACGAAAUUCAAAAGGGUUGGAACGAAAUAGAAACUGGGACGAGAUUCAAAAUUGAACGAAAUAGAGAGCGGAACGAGGUGCAGAAUGGAACGAGAGAGAGAGAGAGUGGGACGAAAUUCAAAAUGGAACGAAAUAGAGAAGGGGACGAAGUAAAGAGUGGAGGGAGAUGGCUGUAGCGCUCUCGCUCGCUCCACUCUCUACGCCGUUCCCCUCUCUAUUCAAUAGGGCCCAUUUCGUUCCAUUUUGAAUUUCGUUCCGUUUUCUUUUUCGUUCCGCUCCUUAUUUCGUUCCAUUUUGAAUGUCGUUCCAUUGGUUUUGAAUCUCGUCCCAUUUUCGUUUUCAAUUUCGGUCCAUCACCGUUUCAAAUCUCGUCCCAUUUUUACCACUUUGAAGCUCGUUCCAUUUUGGGGCUCGUUCUAUUUUGAAUCUCUUCCCAUUUUGAAUUUCGUUCCAUUUUGAAUUUCGUCCCAUUUUGGAUUUCGUUCCAUUUUGAAUUUCGUCCCAUUUUGAAUUUCGUUCCUUUUUGCAUUUCGUUCCUUUUUGGAUUUCGUUCCAUUUUGAAUCUCGUUCCAUUUUGAAUUUCGUUCCAUUUUGAAUUUCGUCCCAUUUUGAAUCUCGUUCCAUUUUGCAUCUCGUUCCAUUUUGAGUGUCGUCUUAUUUUGAAUCUCGUUCCAUUUUGAACUUCGUUCCAUUUUGAACUUCGUUCCAUUUUGGGCCGCAUUUCGUUCCAUUUUGAACCCCGUUCCAUUUUGCGCGUCGAUUUCGUUCCAUUUUGAAUCUCGUUCCAUUUUGAAUCUCGUUCCAUUUUGAGUCCCGUUCCGUUUUGAAUCUCGUUCCAUUUUGAAUUUUGUUCCAUUUUGGAUUUCGGUCCAUUUUGAAUGCCGUCUCAUUUUGCGCGCCGUCUCAUUUUGCAUGCCGUUCCAUUUUUGACUUCGUUCCAUUUUUACUCUCGUUCCAUUUUGAAUUCCGUCCCAUUUUGGACUUCGUUCCAUUUUGAAUCUCGUCCCACUUUGAAUCUCGUUCCGCUUUGAAUUUCGUUCCAUUUUGAAUCUCGUUCCAUUUUGCAUUUCGUUCCAUUUUGAAUCUCGUCCCAUUUUGAGUCUCGUUCCCAUUUUGAAUCUCGUUCCAUUUUGAAUUUCGUUCCAUUUUGCAUUUCGUUCCAUUUUGAAUAUCGUUCCAUUUUGAAUAUCGUUCCAUUUUGAAUUUCGUUCCGUUUUGAAUUUCGUUCCAUUUUGGAUUUCGUUCCAUUUUGAAUUUCGUCCCAUUUUGAAUUUCGUUCCAUUUUGAAUUUCGCUCCAUUUUGAAUUUCGUUCCAUUUUGAAUUUCGUUCCAUUUUGAAUUUCGUUCCAUUUUGAAUUUCGUUCCAUUUUGGAUUUCGUUCCAUUUUGAAUUUCGUUCCAUUUUGUGGCUCGCUAUGGGAUUUCGUUCCACGCUCAAGAUUUCCGAAUAUGUUCGUUUGGUGUAUGCGCUUGGGUUCAUAGGGAAGAGCCGUGGAGGCGGAUACGAUGGAGGUCAGCAGAGGCAGGGAGGGAACAGCCACAGUUCCUCGGCUGGCUACAUUAUGGCUCAUCUCUUUAAUGAAGAGAAAAAUGUAGUUUUUCUUGAUCUCUACUCUUUGCGCGCCCCGAAGAGAAAAAUCUGAAGCCCACUUACUGGUCGGGAGAAGCCCAAUUUUCUCAACCACGGCUGUUUCCUGUGGCCGACCUCUACCGUGUGGGCGCCUCAAGGCGAAAAUUUUAACGCUCUGUCUUAGAGUAGGAGUUUCGCCAUUCUUAAAAUUUGACAUCUCAGCCUUUCUUCAACCUCUGCCGUGUGCUGGCUUCGACGAGGAAUUGACAGGUCCCUGCUAGCGGUGGGCGGGUUUUCAUUAUUUUUUGUAACUGGAGGGUAUUACGACCAACUGCUGAACACAGAUAGCCAAUAAAUGCCAAAAGAUAUUAUUAUUAUUAUUAUUUCUUUAAGCGUGGCGGGGGUAAACACGGAGGACAGCAACAUCAACAGCAUGGUGGUCAACAUGAUCCAGGACAGUACCAGGGUACGUUAAGGCCACUGCUGAAGCAUCCUCAAUGUCUUCCUUGCUUCUUCUUUUUCUACUUGAAGAAGAAGUCCCUUCCAAGGAUCUUAUUACUCUCAAAGGGGAAGAUGCGAGCGCAGUAGCUCUAAGUACGAACAUGACGAAAACUGAAUUCUUCAAGAAACAGGAUGAAAUUCCCGUCGAAGUAUCACCUGCUGUACCUGAUUUGCAGCUGCUCCAGGACUUUGGGCAUAUUCCACAGCACUGGCAGGUUGCACCGCAAUUGCUGAAAAAUUGUGAUUAUGACUAAUGUUUAUUUGUUGCUGCCCAAUAUAUAUGAUUAUUAACCUGACUAUCCUCUGUCUCUCUUGAACAAUGAAUAAGGUAUUUCUUUUUUGAUUAUUAUCUACGGUUCAUUUCACAAGACUAUCCUUCUACUCAGCAGGCAGCUUUCGAAACAACUCUUGUUGUAGGAUUAAUAAAUGGUAACUAAGUAGGUUCUUCUCGCUCUGAAAACGAAAACAAGAUCCCCCUGACUACAUGAUCAUACAUAAUGAGUAGGUAGGAAUAGUAGGUUGAGAGUAGAAGUACUGCUACCAACCCAAGACUGACCCAAGCACGCAUUUGACUUUAUAGCACAUGUCUUUUGUUGAAUUUGUUACGUCUUCACAGCACUGUAGGAGGACUGCUUGAGACGUCAUGACGAUGAUUGAAUAGCGCCGCUCUAAUUUGAUUACCAGCGACCAACACCGGUCCAGAAAUACGGGAUUCCUCUAGCAUUAAGAGGAUACGAUAUCAUGGCAUCUGCACAAACCGGUUCUGGCAAGACUUGCUUCUUCCUCUUUCCCAGUAUAUCCAAGCUCUUGAAUAACAUUAUGGAAAAACGACGACAACGACAUAUUCUAACGACGAAUACUUACUAGACGAGUAUGCAUCCAAGAGCUGUGUACGAAUAAGUAUUAUUUGUUUGAUCGUUCUUGAAGCUCCUUGCAGACAAAGUUUUACGGGUUGGUAAUAUGAUAUCUAUGACUUAUGCGUCAUUGACUUGUUCUCUAAUUUCGGUGGGCGAAACGACAGCACGAUCACAAUGCAGGUCGGGAAUGAGUCUCGGCGAGUAGCAGCGCCGAAAGUUCUAGUGAUGGCCCCAACGCGUGAACUCUGCCAACAGAUUGCAGAAGAAGCAGAAAAAUUCUGCCGAGGCACGCAUCUCCUACUCGCCGUACAGAUCUUCAGUUUCUACGUAGACCUUUAUCACUGGAAUGAUAUCCCGUGUGAAGAGAGACACACGUUUAUAUAAAAUGUGCGUGGGCUUCUAUCUGGUUUUGGUUUCCAUAUGAGGACGCGAUUGUUUUCAUUGUAACUGUAUCUAAGUGACUUGCAUUCAAUGAAUCCAUAGAUACAGUCGGUGUGUCUACCACUUGGAAUCCACAACUACAGUGUGUCUACGGCGGUAUCCGAUACUCGAUACCGCCGUAGACACACUGAAUCUAAGUGACUUGCAUUCAAUGAGUUGAUAGAUACAGUCGAUAGAUACAGUCGGUGUGUCUACCACUUGUCUCAUUCCUUCCAUCAUUUCGUGGCAUCCCUUUGUCUUCGCGCCUGUCUGUUGCUUGCGAAACGUACUGUGCCCCUUUUGGUGGCCAGAAAACUUUUUUUUCUGAAAUCUCCAAAUCCAAAUCCAAACUACAGUGUGUCUAUGGCGGUAUCGAGUAUCGGACAUCGAAAGCUGCAGUGGCGCGCGGCAAUGAUAUCAUUAUUGCCACGCCAGGACGACUGGAAGACAUGGCGGACCGUAAGGACAUAUCCUUAACGAAAAUCAACAUGCUGAUCCUCGACGAAGCAGAUCGCAUGUUGGAUAUCGGCUUCGAGCCACAAAUUCGUAGCAUAGUGCAGAAAAGAGGUACUUUAGAUAUAGUGGUCCUGAGCUCCUGCAAAACAGUAUUCUGAACGGAAAAUGAAAUAGUAUACACAUGAUGUUCGCUUAGUAAUUCUAAUACUAGCCACUAAGAUCGACGACAAAACACAUGCAUGUUGUGGUUGUUCAUCAUUUCAAAGCUUCUGUUCUUUCAACCAUUGCCGAAACUCACGAAAACUGCAACUCCGUACAAGUCCUUGAUGACGAAGAUGAGCUCUUCACGACUUAGGUAUGCCGAAAAGCAGGCAAACGCUCAUGACAAGCGCGACCUUCCCUGAGGGCGUCCAAUUUCUAGCGCAGGAUUUCCUCCGAGACUACAUUUUCGUGGCCGUUGGCCAGGUAGGGGCAGCGGCGAGCACGAUCCGGCAGAAAAUCGUUUGGGUCGAUGACGACGACAAGGAUGCGUAUCUAUACGGCAUCUUGCUGCACCAACGACAAGUGGGCUUGGUUCUAGUCUUCGUCAAUACGAAGCAAGCGGCCGCUGACCUCGAGAGGUUUUUAGGGCGGAUGUACAUCAGAACUACCAGUAUCCAUGGUGACAAAGACCAGAGAAAACGCGAAGAAGCCCUAGAGCAGUUCAAAAACAAGCAGAAGCGUACCCCAUCAUCGAUUAUCGUCUUCCUAAAAAUUUGAAUGAUUCAUUUUCUACUGAUGUUGUGCAGCCUCUAUCUCUAAAUGCUACGACCAGUUUAAACCACUCAUUUUUUAAGCUGUGCUGUUAACGUUCAAUAGAUAUAGAUGCAUAUUUAUAGGUUUAGUGAAAGAUCUCUUAGUAAGUUGUCUUUUACAUCAUCAUGUCACGAAAUUUCAGCUGUGAUGAUCGCGACGGACGUCGCCGCAAGAGGAUUAGAUAUUCCCAACGUGGCUCUGGUAGUACAGUACGUUAAGGCUCAAUACAAUUCAUUUCUACAAGCCCUUUCUCCCUAUACUCUCCUUCUUGGCAUUGGGAGAAAUUUAGGCAAGAAGUGAAAUGUUUUGAGCUCUAAGUUCGACUGCGCAUUGUCGUCGGACGACUUCGUCCAUCGAAUAGGACGGACAGGACGUAUCGGAAACCAAGGACUGGCGAUCACGUUCAUGAACAAUCGAAAUAAGGGGAAUGCGCAUGAAAUUUUGGAAAAAGUCGAAAAGUCUGGCAAUGUGUUAUGGCAGUAUCACAAUGAGUAUGGUAGAAGUAGCACUUCCACACCCCUAGUAGUAAACGAAUGUUAUGAUGAAUGUAAAUGUCUCUAUCUUCGUCCACGACGUUGUAGAUAAGAUAGUUUUGACGCUCGUUGUAAAGCAAGGAAGCGCAACCUUUCUUGGUUAUUUACUUUGCUUCUAUCGUUGAUAGCUAUACUUCUCUUGCUUGAUAGGUAUACUUACCUAGGAAGAUGAUGAUGCUUGGCACAUCUUUUCCCUAUUAAUCCACCAAAGCCCGGUUAUUAUGCAAAACAUGGCCAUUUUAGCUCUAAAAAUUGCACCGAAUUGGCUAAAGGGAAUGGCGAUUUCAACUGGAAACUUCGGGCAGACGGAAAACAAAGAGCCGGAGAACGGUCAUGCAUACGGUGGCCAAGACUUUCGGUAAUAAUGCCACGUUGAUGAUGUUGGGACAAUUUUGGACCUUCAAAUUUUGAACUUUUCUAUCUUGAAAUUUCUCAGGCUGCUCCAGUAGAGGACCUCAACAAUAACGUACAACUCAUGACUGAUUUUGCAUCUCCCGCAAUUGAGUCACAAUGACUGUAUCUGAAACAGGACCGAACAAAAAAGUUGUUUUGAUUCAUCUUAAGAAGAACAACAGUCCCAUCACUCAUCGAGGUGAUGUUAUGUGAUAACUACUCACGAGAAAAUUUACAACAACUACUACACAGAAAGCAUACCACUGGGGGUUUUAAGACUGCUGCAGAAAGAGACGAGGCGAAGAAAUUUAAGAACUUUGAUAGCAACGCUUAUGGCGAGGGUGACGCUUCAAGAGCCGCAAAUGCCCAGCGGGAAAUCGCACCAGAGGCUGCUGCGUAUGACCACAUGCCUACGGGGAAAGGUGGAAAAAAUAGAGGCGGCGGAAAAAAUCAAGGAAAAGGAGGCGGAGGAGGUGGAAAAAAUAAAGGUGGUGGUGGCGGGAAUAAAGGUGGAGGAGGUUACUAUGGUGGGAAAAAGUAAAAAGCUGGGAAAAAGUAAAACAUCUUCAAGGCUAGGUUUUUACUUACGCAGAUGUUUGAUGAGUAGAAGUAGCCCCUUGUACGCAUCAUAGUAUUCUCCACAGGCAUAGUACGCGGAAACAGGUGCCACGCCGUCGACGCUUUCGUCAUUGGUAUACCCUGUCACACGGAAAAUUUUAUACACACUACCCGCUCCACACAUUUUGAAUCAGUUUCUACUCUGAUAUACCUGGGUUUUGUUUGUCAUUUUUUACGCACCGCAACGCGCAAAAUGCUCUAAGAACAGAGAAGCAGAUAUUGGUCGUAACACUGAUCAUCAUUAUUCAUGAUUUAUCACUCCCCUUAAGCUUAAAAAGAAUAGGAAUACAUGAUGAACAUGAGUUGAUGUUAGAGCAGUGAAAAAACAGAUGAAUUACUAACUCACGACACCACUCUCUUAAUGCGUGGCAUAUUCGACAAAACGUCUGAAGCUAUGUGACCGAGAAUGAGUCUGCUUCCUAAACGGUCGUUUUGCUAUUAGUGGGAGAGAGACCUGGUAUUUCGUACCAGAUGAUUAGAAGUCGGAGUGUUGUUGAUAGACACUUUUCAGUUCUGACUCCACUGUUUGGAUUGCCAUUCAGGGUGUUGCAGUGCCUAGUGACGAGCUGCUCAGAGUUUGAACGUCGAGAAGAUGAUCUGUUUCGCAGAUUCUUUUACUAGCUCGAAGAGUACUGAAG